CCUCAUUCCCCAUACAGGCAGCUGAUGAUACUGCCAGCCGAACCACUCUUAAAUUAAAAUAAUAAUAAUUAGACAGUAUAUCCGCCACUCGCGGGUUCGGAGGAUGUUUGUUUUUGUUAUAACCAGUUUAAUUUCAUGAAUGUCUCUGUUAUUAUUUGUGAGAAAUGCGGGGAUUUACGGAGUCCGAGCUUUAAAUGAAGAUCAUGGCGUUUCAGGAGGGAGAAUCGCUCGAAUCUUGGCUCAACAAAGCCACACACCCGACCAACCGUCAGGAGGACUGGGAAUACAUCAUUGGCUUCUGUGACCAGAUCAAUAAAGAGUUAGAGGGUCCUCAGAUCGCCGUUCGGCUACUCGUGCACAAAAUUCAUUCUCCACAGGAAUGGGAAUCUCUUCAGGCUCUGACUGUACUGGAGGCUAGUAUGAAGAACUGUGGACAGAGAUUUCACAACGAAAUAGCCAAAUAUAGGUUUUUAAAUGAAUUGAUCAAAGUGGUUUCACCCAAGUACAUGGGUGACAGCUCUUCUGAUAAAGUGAAGACUAAGAUCAUUGAGAUGAUAUACAGUUGGACUGUAGCGUUUCCCAAUGAGGCCAAAAUAUCAGAGGCUUACCAGACACUGAAAAGACAAGGACUUGUGAUGUCAGACCCAGAGCUGACUGCAGAUAAAACUCUCAUUCCGUCUCCUCCUGCACGACCCAAAAACCCUGUGUUUGAAAAUGAGGAUAUGGGGAAGUUGUUGGCAGAACUUCUGAGAAGCAAAAACCCAGAAGAUCUUCAGGAGGCCAACAGACUCAUCAAAAACAUGGUGAAAGAGGACGAAGUCAGGGUGCAGAAAAUAAGCAAACGCAUGAACACGCUGGAGGAGGUGGACAACAACGUGAAGCUCCUGGGGGAAAUGUUGAGUCAUUACGACAAAGAGCGCUCGACAGACGCCGACCGUGAACUUAUCAAGGAGCUGUAUCAGCGUUGUGAUAAACUCAGACGUACAGCGUUUAAACUGGCCACUGAAGCUGAAGACAAUGACUCCAGUUUAGGGGAUAUUCUCAAGGCGAACGAUGAUUUGUCGAGAGUUAUAAACUCUUAUAAACACAUUGUAGAAGGACAGCCGGCAGACAGUGAGAGUGAAGUGAUCAGACCGGCUGUCAGUCAAGGAUGUGAGACCACAGGCACACUUAUUGAUCUGGCCGGUCUGGAUGAACCGUCCUCCACCCUGACAGUUCCUCCUUCCACCCUGACAGUUCCUCCUUCCCCCCUUCCUCCUCCUCUGAUGUCCUCCAUCAAUCCCAUGACCUCCUCCAUCCCUGUCCUGCCUCCUCCUCCUCGUCGAUUGGCGGGAGGACCCGCCAGUCAAACCAGCAGCCCCAAUCACAAAGCUCUCGAGCAGCAAACCUCUCUCUCGCUGCUGGACGACGAGCUCUUGUCUCUUGGGCUGAAUGAUCCUCCCUCUAUGCCAAAUAGACCAACGUUGGAUGAACUGUCGGGUCAGUGGACGUCCUUACAGGCUCCUGAACCGAGUCUGGAUCUGUUCGGAAGCAUCUCCGCUCCGACCUCACACACUCCUGCUGUCAGUCACGGCCUGGAAGAUCUCUCCAUGCUGGACUUUGGAGGAGGAAAGAGCGUCUCCUCUCUGAGCGGCAUCUCUGGUGGCAGCUUUGGUCUUUCUGGAGGUGCGAUGGGUCCCUCACCCGCUCCUCUUCCACUCAUCAACCCGUUCGUGUGCGCCGCGGUUCCAGGUUCCCCCGUCGUGGCUCGAGCGCAGGCUGCUCCGGGGGGCUCGGCUCCAGGCAGUCCGUUCUUCCACCCGUUCUCAUCUACAUCUCAUUCCAUACAGAGCAGCCCGGCGCGGAGCUCAGAGCCCAGCCUGUCCAACCUCCACGUUCCCCUGGAGUCCAUCAGACCCAGUAAAGUCUUACCCGUGACCAUGUACGAUAAAGACGGAGUUCGGAUUCUGAUGCACUUUGCGAUGGAUUGUCCGCCGGGUAGGCCGGAUGUUCUGGUCAUGGUGCUGUCGAUGCUCAACACUGCGCCGUUACUCGUGCGGAACGUCGUGAUCCAGGCGGCCGUGCCAAAGUCUAUGCGGGUGAAGCUUCAGCCUCCAUCAGGAGCAGAGAUCGCGCCAUUUAACCCCAUCCUGCCCCCCGCCUCCAUCACUCAGAUCAUGCUGCUCGCAAACCCACUGAAGGAGUGUGUGCGUGUGCGGUAUAAGUUGACGUAUCUGCUGGGAGAGCGUCAGUACACUGAGAGUGGAGAACUGGAUGAUUUUCCUCCGGCGGAUCGAUGGGGUUCCCUGUAGAACGUCUGCACCUCUCGGACGUUUUUUUUUAAGUAUUUCCAUUCAUCCGCCCUGUUAUUUAUUUCUGAAUCAUCAGUGUUAUACUGUAACAUGUGAAUUCAAUGCUUUACUCUUUUCACAUCAAUUCAAGAGAAGCGUUAACAGAGUAACUGAAAGUCUUGGUGUGAAUCUGAGAGACGGAGGUUUUCUCUGUUGCUUGUUCGUGCUAAACACAACAACAUGUCAAAGCGUUUGCACUCAACUUCAUAGAAAAUAAACGGAUGUAACGGAUCAUUUAGAAUUCAGGUUGACCUCCUGAUGUUGAUGGUUUUCUGAAAAUGUUUGUUAGGUUUCUUGCUGUUUAAGUGAUCUUUUAUGAUGGGACAGCAGUUAGUAACUGGUGUUACGAUGAAAGCCGUGGUUACUGCAGAAGCGGACACUGAUGGUGUCACAUGAGCACACCGCCGGAUUCAAAUGCUCUUUUCUUUUCUGGAUUCAAAGUUUUCUUGAUUUGUUUUCUGAUUGAUGGUUUUAAGAUGUUUAACCCUCCUGUGCUUCAACAUUGAAUGUGUUUACAGAGAUGCUGUGGGUUCACACACACAUACAGUCAAGAGUAGCACAAUGAUACAGUUUACUUUGUUUUUCUGCUUUUAUUUAUUGCUGAUGAAGAUCUUGAGGUUGUAUGUGUUUGAUAGUGAAUGAUUGUAGCAUAUUUACUAUUUUAAAUAUUGUUAAAACCUCUCAUAUUGAUGUCAUAUUUCAUGGCAAAAUCAAUCCGUUUUUUACGUUAAGUGUUCACGUUAGUGCUUUAGAAAUUUGGUUCAAAAUGUCACUUUAAUACCUUACCAAACUAGUUAAAGUUUAUUUCUGUUUUAUUCUUUAGAUUUUCCAUGAAAUAUGACACGGAACCUGAAUGUUGAAGUUAUUUCUUAAAUUCUCAGCUUUUACCAGAAUUUGUUAGUUUAUCAGACUGGAUGUUUGUUCUUGUUGGUUACAUAAGCGUCAUUGGAAAGCCUUCAUGCAAUCUGAUAUUAAAAUAGAUUUUAAAGAUUCACAAAGACUAACAGGUUUUUUUUUUAAAUCACAUUCGAUUUAAAAGGGCAGUUCAUCCAAAAACGUCAUAAUUUAUUAACUCUUAUGUCAUAUCAGACCUGCAUGAAUUUCUUCUGCAGAACACAAAAGAAGAUAUUUUGAAGAAUGUUUACAAACAACAUUGAACCUCCAUUGUAGGAACGCAAAACCACUGAGACAUUUCUCAUAAUAUCGUCUUUUGUUUUCUGAAUAAGAAAGUCAGUUUGACAGGACGUGAGAGGGAAUAAACAAUGACAGGUUUUUUUUAUUUGUGGGCUAACUGUCCCUUUAAGAGGGUCAAAGAAAAAUAGUAUAAAGUUAAAGGUAAAAUAUAAUUUUCAUGUUAUCGCGCUGCUUCUGAAAUGCUGACGUGUCACUUUGUCUCUUCUGAAUGGUGAACUACUGUGGAGUGCACAGAUGUGUGCGCGUGUUGUAUGUAGUGUAUAUGUAAUGUUAGUCACGUCUGUACAGAAUAAACCAGAUGUUGCUGCAUGCAGAAUAAAACAUUGAAGCAGA
This is a messenger RNA of Triplophysa dalaica, 3857 nucleotides long. It is a transcript of the gene gga3b, whose product is annotated as golgi associated, gamma adaptin ear containing, ARF binding protein 3b. Gene Ontology annotation, molecular function: small GTPase binding; ubiquitin binding; phosphatidylinositol binding. Gene Ontology annotation, biological process: intracellular protein transport; vesicle-mediated transport. Lineage: Eukaryota; Metazoa; Chordata; Actinopteri; Cypriniformes; Nemacheilidae. The transcript has 17 exons. Gene Ontology annotation, cellular component: trans-Golgi network. The record is from RefSeq and is a predicted model, not a curated record. The coding region runs from base 195 to 2291 and encodes 698 amino acids.